ACAAUUGCGCGCAUUCUUUUGUACAAUGACAGCAACGAUUCCUUGAAUGGAUUAUUUUAUUUGAAAACUUUAUUAUAUUCAUAUGUCGGUAAUUGGAGGAGUUUAGAAAUAAUAUUUAUAGAUUAACGAACCAUUAAAACAAGAAAGAAUAAAUUAUUGGAAGCUAGUGUCAAAAUGAAUAGAAUCCAAAUGCUCUUCAACCGCCAGCAAGGGAUAGCAAAUGACUACACAUAUGAUUUUGCUCUGGGCCGGCUUUGUGUAGCUAAAGAAGACAGUUGGCGUGGAAUAUUGCCCUCUAACUAUAGUUCAGACUAUAAUCCGGAACCUCCAAUAUUUUCGGCGAAAUUCGCUAACUGUGAUAGUUUCAAACACAUUUUAGCCAUCGCUAAUGAAGAUGGAAAGAUUGCGCUACAAGAUGUCACAAAAAGAAAUGAAGAUCCGGAAGAACGAGCUCUUAAUGCACCACAGUGCCAUUACAAUGCAGUGUUCGAUUUGGAAUGGGCGCCUGGGCAAAUGAAAUUCGUGUCUGCAUCUGGCGACCACACAGCGUGUUUGUGGCAAGUGGAUGAAAGUGGGGAAAUACGUAUUUUACGCUCAUUUGUGGGGCAUACACGCUCUGUGAAGACAGCGGCUUUUCGCAGGCAUGACUCAUCUGUGUUUGCCACGGGUGGACGAGAUGGUGCGAUAAUAAUUUGGGACACGCGAGCGAAUCUGAAUGUUGAUUUGACCCCACGAGCGGAUAAUUGCAUUUACAGUGGUCAUGUUGGCGGACCGGGUACACCAGUGUCACAAAAGAAACGCACACGUACACCGAAAAUGACCCCUAGCGCAACAUCAAGUAGCAUUACGGGUUUGGCUUUUCAAGAUGCUAAUACACUUAUAUCAUGUGGAGCUGGUGAUGGCGUUAUAAAAGUGUGGGACCUUCGACGCAACUAUACUGCAUAUAAAAAAGAGCCUCACCCUAAACAUAGCUUGCCAUAUGCUGGCACAAGUACCUUUAAAGGAUUCACCAACCUAGUCGUUGAUGAUUCAGGAUCACGCCUUUUUGCUAACUGUAUGGACAAUACAAUAUACGCCUAUAAUCUGUGCUCCUAUUCAUCUAAGCCUCUAGCGCGCUAUAAAGGCCUUUUAAAUAGUACUUUUUAUAUAAAAUCUUGCCUUAGCCCAGACGGAAAAUAUUUGUUGAGCGGCAGUAGUGAUGAAAAGGCUUAUGUAUGGAACCUUAAAUACCCAGAUGAGCCGCUGGUUGCCUUAUGCGGCCACACAGUGGAAGUAACAUGCGUGGCAUGGGGUUCUACACACGAUCAGCCAAUUGUAACAUGUAGUGACGAUGCGCGCCAUAAAAUUUGGCGUAUAGGACCCGAACAGACAUCCGAUGCCGCAAGUAUGGAGAACUUCCGAGGACACGCAGAAAUUGUACGCCAGUUUGGUAGAAAGAUGCAUGGUUCGACACAUAAGUAUAACUUGCGUGACCUUGAGAAUACGCCCCGUUCGCUUAAACGGCUUGUGGAUCAGAAUGAACGUACGCCUAAUUCCGUGGAAAAGAUUUCAACGAAACGUUCUUUUCUGGAGAUGUUAGGAGCGGUGGCUAUGGCUGAUGAUAGUGAAGCAAUCGAGCCAAAGCGGCAGAAACCAUUGGAGUCUAGAGGACGACGUCUGUUUAGUCCUUCCACGUCAAAUAUGUCCAAUUCGACUAGCCUUACACCACCACAAAUGCGUUGUAUUAAUUUACAACUACUUCCAAUACCUGAAGAGCCAACCAUUUUGCCUUCAAGUCCAGUAACGAGUUGCGCAGUACAUACGCAUAGUAACGACAGUAAUCAGGAGAAUACAUUAGAAUCUACACUACCAUAUAUCUCGCUGAAGUAUACACCACCAGCCAUACCAACGCCACUAAGUGAAAGAGCAGUGAUAGAAAACCAAAAUGCCCAUUAUUCUUCGUCAGCGAAUACGUCAACUACAUCUUCCACCGCAACUGCACAACAACCACCGUUGUCUUCUAUGAUUUUUUCGCCUACCUCAAAUUUGCCCAACUACGUGCUAGAUGGGGAAGCACCACAUUUGAGUAUAAUGUCACCCAAGCGUAAACACAAAGAAAAGGUUGACUGGCUGACCAAAAUACGAAAACAAAAAUUGAUGUCCUCCCGCACUGCGUCGCUAAGCGAAAAAAUAAUUGAAGGUUGCAAUGGUCCAGAAUCCCCAAUAGCAUCAACGGCUUCACGGCUAAACAAUUUGCGUCAGUCGGAGGCUAGUCCGCGCGCAACAACUACGCCACGUCGUCGCAUGUCAAGUGGUACCCGAGAUACUCAGGCACAUGACUCACCUUCAACAUCCAACCAUCACAUUCCACAUCACCCAAAAACACCGACGUCCAGUCGACGCAACAGUGAAACCACUAUUUUGCGGUUCUUCAGUGUACGCACACAACAACGAGCCACACCUGAACCCUUAUCGACUGUCGUGACUGCUACGGACGUUAUUAGUGACCUACAGCCUUUGACACUAUCUUCUGUGACUUCCAGUACACUAAGCGGCAGCAGAGGCCUCACUUAUAAUACGUCGACGCAUGCUCAAGCUACCACAACUUGUAGCGAGUGAUUUUAAUGUCUGUAUGCUUUACUAUCAAAUGUUUACUGCUAUUUUGGUAUUAAGCUUAACUUUGGUUGUGCGUUAGUGUACAUACCGAUUGACAUAAUGUGGCCGUACCUAAUGAGGUGUGCCCACCGUUAUUUACUUUUUAAAAAAGUUUUUUUUUUUUAUUUUCUAAGUUUAUUGCUAGUUUAUAUUGCGUACUUUUAAGUGUAACUGAUGGACUUUUCUAAAGUAAAAUAAAAAAAUACUUAGACAUAUAAACAAUAAAUGUGCAGAAUCGAA
This is a messenger RNA of Anastrepha ludens (Mexican fruit fly), 2874 nucleotides long. RefSeq names its product protein lethal(2)denticleless (gene l(2)dtl). The record is from RefSeq and is a predicted model, not a curated record. NCBI's taxonomy places the organism in Eukaryota, Metazoa, Arthropoda, Insecta, Diptera, Tephritidae. Gene Ontology annotation, molecular function: protein-macromolecule adaptor activity; protein binding. Gene Ontology annotation, cellular component: nucleus. The transcript is spliced from 4 exons. Gene Ontology annotation, biological process: proteasome-mediated ubiquitin-dependent protein catabolic process; mitotic G2 DNA damage checkpoint signaling. The coding region runs from base 175 to 2598 and encodes 807 amino acids.